AUGUCUCGAGCGAUCGCAUAUGGAACUUUGAAUGCAGUGCAAAACGAAAUAGUUGUCAUCUCUUCAAGCCAUGAAUCACAUCAAUCCGACCGCGAAAGCGGCGAACGCACUCCUCUCGGAACACGCAGGAGGCGAGUGAGAAGGACCAAUGAUUGCUGUUGCGCAAGGUGCUGCUGCGUACUAGGUUCAAUCUUGAUUGUUGGACUGGUUUGCUUCGGCCUCUUCUAUCUCUGGCUCGUGUCAACCGUGUCAUGCUAUUCAAAUUUUCAUCCGCCGCGCCAGGUGAGGCGGUAUUCCGACUUCAAAAAUCAAUCGUUCACGGUAGGGUUCGACUUGAGUGCUGGCUAUGGCACUGCUUCUGUGUCUUUCUUCAACGGCACAGUGGUCGACGUUGCUCGAGUCGAUUCAACUGAACGCUACAACGAGGUUCUGAACAUAUUGUCCGACCCAUCAUCUGCUCAUCCGAGUCCGCCAUACUACAAUUGCGCUCAUUCAUUCAAUGAUAUCUCAAGGCAAUGGGCUCGCUAUCUCCGAAAGAAGAAGGGGCAACCAGCUUCACCUGAAGUCGCUGCGCUUAUUGACGUGCUUGGGCCGUUGAAAGAACAAGUCGACAUCUUUCUGGUCCCCUAUGGCACACUUGAAAUGGCUUUCAUUACAGUGCCUGACUUCCCUGCCAUUUAUACGGAAGAUUUGCAUGACGCAGCGGAACAUGUCAAAUUUCAGCUGCUUACCUUACCCAAUUAUCGUUCAGGAGACCAAGCACAAUGGCCUGUAAACGAAUUGAAUGCUGCUGUUACUGGUAAUGGCAUUGGAUUAAGUAGUAGUAUAGGCGGACGAAGCGACCCGCGUCAUGAUAACGAGGCAUCGUUCCGGUAUGACAACGACAACACUUUCUUAGUUCUUUAUACUCAGACGGUGUUGACUGCCUUCACCGGACCAUUCGGAGUCUCCCAUGGAUUGUCCAGCCAUUAUUACGCCGCGGCUGGCAUAAGAAAUUUCAGUAUGGGUUUGUCACAAUGCUCACAAGGACCAGGACUACAGUCUUAUGAGUGUCCCAAGGACUCACCAUACUGGGAAGAGCUUCGACAAAAUCUACGAGCCGGUCUGGGAUCUUAUUGGCCCCGCGGUCGCGACCUGGCACGCGUUAUUUCGUGGGGAGAGAGCGCACAUAAUGAAGUAUUCACAGCUGUGUUGGAGCAGGAGGUAAUUGCUGCUCAAAGUGAUCCGGAGAACCGACCCCAGUUUUACAGUGAUUCUCCUGUGUUCUCUCCUGCCAGGGGAGCCGCGGAGUUCGGGAAGAUUUGUGCCUAUUCGACCAUUUCUUUCGCUUGCAUACCGGACAUACAUGCAAGGAUGCAAGGCUGGUAA
Molecule: messenger RNA, 1368 nt
Organism: Exophiala bonariae
Lineage: Eukaryota; Fungi; Ascomycota; Eurotiomycetes; Chaetothyriales; Herpotrichiellaceae
Exons: 3
Coding region: 1-1368 (455 amino acids)
Source: RefSeq, a predicted model, not a curated record